CCGGGCCCCGGAGGCCUCGGCCAGGGGCGGCAUGGAGGGCGCCGGCGGCGGCGUGGCGGGCGGGGGCAGCAACGUGCCCGCCUUCCUCACCAAGCUGUGGACCCUCGUGGAGGACCCGGAGACGGACCCGCUCAUCUGCUGGAGCCCGAGUGGAAACAGCUUCCAUGUCUUCGACCAAGGCCAGUUUGCCAAGGAAGUCCUUCCUAAAUACUUCAAACACAACAACAUGGCCAGCUUUGUCCGGCAGCUGAACAUGUAUGGCUUCCGGAAAGUAAUCCACAUCGAGCAGGGCGGUCUGGUGAAGCCCGAGAAGGAUGACACUGAAUUCCAGCACCACUACUUCCUCCGCGGCCAAGAACAUCUCCUGGAGAACAUCAAGAGGAAAGUAACCAAUGUAUCUGGCAUAAAGAAUGAAGAUAUCAAGGUUCGCCAGGACAGCGUGACAAAGAUAUUGACUGAUGUCCAGGCAAUGAAGGGCAAGCAGGAGAGCAUGGACUCCAAGCUGAUAGCCAUGAAGCAUGAGAACGAGGCGCUAUGGCGGGAGGUGGCCAGUUUGCGGCAGAAGCACGCCCAGCAGCAGAAGGUGGUGAACAAGCUCAUACAGUUCUUGAUCUCGCUGGUGCAGUCCAACCGUAUCCUUGGAGUGAAGAGGAAGAUCCCCUUGAUGUUGAACGACAGCAGUUCGGCCCACGCCAUGCCCAAGUACAGUCGCCAGUACUCUUUGGAGCACGUCCACAGCCAGCCUCCCUACUCCGCCUCCCCCCCGGCAUACAGUGGUGCGAACCUGUACUCCCCGGACCCCUCCGCCAACUCCGGCCCCAUCAUCUCUGACGUCACAGAACUGGCCCAGUCCAGCCCCUCUGCCUCUCCCAGCAACAGCCUUGAUGGAAGGAGUAGUCCCGUGAUCCACAUCAAAGAGGAGCCCCCCAGCCCCUCUCGCAGCCCUCUGAUUGAAGAAACCAGCCCCAUCGGCACUCCUGCCAUCGAGAGCCCCCUCUCUCCCUCCGCCUUCAUCGACUCCAUCUUGCAGGAUGAGAAGCCCAGGGGCGUCAUGGCCGCAGCCCCUCUUGCCGACAGUGGCGGCAGCAGCACAGCCGCUGAACAGGCCCAGUCCCCCGAAAAGUGCCUCAGCGUCGCCUGCCUGGACAAUUUGGCUCGCCCUCCGCAGAUGUCCGAAGUCACCUGCCUUUUCCCCAGCCCUUCCUCUGCCUCACUGCACUACAGACCACAGCAAGGGAACGAGCUGAACGAGCACUUGGACACCAUCGACUCCAGCUUGGAUAACCUUCAGACCAUGCUGAGCACCCACGGCUUCAGCGUGGACACCAGCGCCUUGCUGGACCUCUUCAGUCCUUCAGCGACAGAUCUGAACUUGCCAGAUCUGGACAGCAGCUUGGCCAGUAUCCAAGACCUCCUUUCCUGCCAGGAGCAGCAGAAGCCGGCGGAGGUGGAAGACUCUGCAGCAGACACAGGCAAGCAGCUGGUCCACUACACAGCGCAGCCCCUCUUCCUGGUUGACUCAAGCUCCAUGGACAUGGCCAACACGGAAAUGCCCAUCUUCUUUGAGCUGGACGAAGGACCCUGCUUCACGGAGGACGAGUACUUGGAGGACCCCACCAUCGCCCUCCUCUCGGGGGCGGAGACGCCCAAGCCCAAGGACCCCUCCGUCUCCUAAGGCCAGGCCCUGGGCCAGUGUGGAAGAAGGCCGGACUCAAGGAAGGGCCAGCCGCCCCCUUGCUUUGCUCCAGUGACGUUGCGGACGAGCCCCCUGCUCUCCCCUCUGGCCAGGCUGCGAGGGUGUGUUUGUGUCUGUGCUUCGGGUGCCCACCCCUCCGGGCGGCGGCUCUGGGGCGGGGGGAUGCCCAUUGGCGGAAGACGUGUGUGUGUUCCUUGGCUGCUGCCAGCGCCUGUUUUGGGUGCCAGGCGCCCUAGGCCUGGACACUAAGCGCUGACCCCUUGCCCUGCCCUUUAGGCGGAGAGGAAGGAGAGCAAGCGAGCGAGGAGGGGGGUCGCUCUCACUGGGGAGGGGAAGGAGAAAAGGAGGCAGAGAAUUCCCCCUCCCCUUGGGGGAUGGACUUGUUGGCAUUUGGAGAGAAGUGAGAGUGCCUCUCGCACCCGGGGCUCAAGGGCUGGGUCCCUUUGUCACGUCUGCUGUUGCGUGUGUCCCCGAAUGUUACAGGGCGCCUGGGCGGGAGGAGGCUGCCCCACCCCACGCCCCCCUCCCCCAUGGGGCUUGUUUCCCUUGGCUUAGCAGUAAAGAAUUUGUACAUUUGCAUUUUGAUUGUUACUAGAAGAAAAUUGUAUUUUGGAUUUUUACAUGAGAGAAGAAGCCCCCUCCUCCCCCUCAGCCUUCCUCUCUCCUGCUAUAUAAAUACCUAUCUAUACAUAUUCAAA
This is a messenger RNA of Podarcis muralis (Common wall lizard), 2394 nucleotides long. It is a transcript of the gene HSF1, whose product is annotated as heat shock transcription factor 1. The record is from RefSeq and is a predicted model, not a curated record. Gene Ontology annotation, biological process: regulation of DNA-templated transcription. Lineage: Eukaryota; Metazoa; Chordata; Lepidosauria; Squamata; Lacertidae. Gene Ontology annotation, molecular function: sequence-specific DNA binding; DNA-binding transcription factor activity.